CGCAGCUAAAGCUCUGUUCGCUCGUUUGGGAGUCAGGUCCGAGAUCCUGAAACUUGCUGGAUAGAUCUAUCAACGCCUCUCCUUUACUUCUCUCGUACUGUUUCUUCAGUGUUUUGAUUGCAUUUGUUAGCUCGAAGAUCUUUUAAUUGUCGUUUUUUUUCCCAUUCAUUUUGGGAAAUUAUGAUGUAUUGGAUCUGUUCGGACUUGCAGAAGUGGAAAUCGACCUGAUAGAUUCGAUUGGCGCGGUCUGAAUUGAGCCUGACCUGACUGAGAUCAUCGCCAUUGGAAGAGAAAGCUAUUGGUGAUAGAUAUGGCUGCUGGUGGUUUUGUUACUCGGGCUUUCGAGUCUAUGCUUAAAGAAUGUUCUGGCGGCAAGAAGUACCCGGCCCUUCAGAAAGCUAUCCAGGCAUUUCUAGAUAGUACGAAGGAGGUCAAUCAGAGUCAACAUUCCACGCCUGUGGAGACAAUCCAACCGGAAACUUCAGCUGAAGAUACCAGUGAAACUGGAGGUGAAGCAGAUGAGUCUCCGACAGCACAUACGACACAGGAGGCUGAGAACGAGGGCAGUAAAGUUGCUCCACGUGAACAUAUAUCAAUUGUGUUAGCGAAUGCUGGCCAUGUCUUGCAAGGAGCUGAUGCAGAGAUUGUUUUGAAUCCACUUCGCCUUGCGUUUGACACAAAGAAUUUGAAAGUCCUAGAACUUGCUUUGGAUUGUCUUCAUAAACUCAUUGCUUACAAUCAUUUAGAAGGUGAUCCUGGUUUAGAAGGUGGUAAAAAUGUCCCUCUUUUCACUGACAUUUUGAACAUGAUUUGCGGUUGUAUUGACAAUUCAUCACCUGAUAGUACAAUUUUGCAAGUUUUGAAGGUUCUUCUUACUGCAGUUGCAUCUGCAAAGUUCAGAGUACAUGGGGAGCCUUUGUUAGGAGUAAUAAGGGUUUGCUACAACAUUGCUCUCAAUAGCAAAAGUCCCAUAAAUCAAGCUACUUCAAAGGCAAUGUUGACUCAGAUGAUCAGCAUAAUAUUUAGGAGAAUGGAAACUGACCAGGUUAGUUUAUCUACUUCCACUGGGACAAAAGAAUCCAUCUCAGCUGAAAUAUCUGGGACAAAAGAAUCCAUCUCAGCAGAAAUUUCUGAGACAAAAGAAUCCAUCUCAGCAGAAAUUUCCAGUGGGGUAGAUGAAGAAAAUACUGUGAGUGAUGAAAAUGGCAAUGAGACUACUCUAGGAGAUGCACUUAAUUCAGUUAAAGACACAUCCCUUGCAUCAGUAGAGGAACUUCAAAACCUUGCAGGUGGUGCUGAUAUUAAGGGUUUAGAGGCCGUGCUUGACAAAGCUGUUCAUAUUGAAGAUGGUAAAAAGAUGUCACGAGGGAUUGAUCUGGAGAGUGUGAACAUUGUUCAACGUGAUGCUCUACUGGUAUUUCGCACCCUUUGCAAGAUGGGAAUGAAGGAGGACACUGAUGAGGUCACCACCAAGACUCGCAUUUUGUCUCUUGAGCUUCUGCAGGGUUUAUUAGAAGGGGUUAGUCAGACAUUUACAAAAGACUUCCAUUUUAUUGACUCCGUGAAGGCGUAUCUUUCAUAUGCUUUAUUGCGAGCUUCUGUUUCUCAAUCUCCUGUAAUAUUUCAGUAUGCAACUGGAAUUUUCUCUGUGCUUUUGUUGCGAUUCAGGGAUAGUCUUAAAGGUGAAAUUGGCAUCUUCUUUCCCCUGAUAGUUCUGAGAUCAUUGGAUGGAACAGAUUUUCCGGUUAAUCAAAAAUUAAGUGUUCUGAAGAUGCUUGAGAAAAUAUGUAGGGAACCCCAAAUCCUUGUUGACAUAUUUGUCAACUAUGACUGUGAUCUUGAGGCUCCUAAUUUGUUUGAACGCACGGUAACCACUUUAUCUAGAAUUUCUCAAGGCACCCAAAAUGCUGAUCCAAAUUUGGCCGCCGUAUCCCAGACAACUUCAAUUAAAGGAUCAUCACUUCAAUGUCUUGUGAAUGUGCUCAAAUCAUUAGUUGACUGGGAGAAGUCACGUCUUCAUUCAGAAAAGCAGAGUUUAAGCAUUCAUUCGUCAGAAGAAGAGCCUUCAGGCAAUGAACAUCUUGAGAUCAAGAGCAGGGAAGAUGUGACGGGAAAUUUUGAGAAGGCAAAAGCUCACAAGUCCACGGUGGAAGCUGUCAUUUCUGAGUUCAAUAGGAAACCAUUAAAGGGUGUUGAAUAUCUGAUUGCAAAUAAGUUGGUGGCGAAUACACCAUCUUCAGUUGCCCAGUUUCUUCAAAAUACUCCUAGUUUGGACAAGACUAUGAUUGGUGAAUAUCUGGGUCAGCAUGAAGAGUUUCCUAUCGCAGUCAUGCAUGCAUAUGUAGAUUGCAUGAAAUUUUCAGGCAUGAAGUUUGAUGCUGCCAUUCGUGAAUUUCUCAAAGGUUUUCGACUUCCUGGGGAAGCUCAAAAAAUAGAUCGCAUCAUGGAAAAAUUUGCUGAACGAUAUUGUGCUGACAACCCAGGCCUUUUCAAGAAUGCAGACACUGCAUAUGUUCUAGCUUAUGCAGUGAUCAUGUUGAACACUGAUGCUCAUAACCCUAUGGUGUGGCCUAAGAUGUCGAAGCCUGAUUUUGUUCGUAUGAAUGUCACGAAUGAUCCAGAAGAUUGUGCCCCUACAGAACUCCUGGAAGAGAUAUAUGACUCUAUAGUUAAGGAAGAGAUCAAAAUGAAAGAUGACACCAGUGACAAAGCAAAAAGCCGCAGAGAGGGUGAAGAGAGGGGAGGCCUUGUGAGUAUUCUUAACUUGGCUCUUCCAAAAAGAAAGUCCUCUACUGAUGCCAAAUCUGAGAGUGAGGCUAUUAUUAAGCAAACGCAAGUUAUAUUCCGCAAUCAAGGAGCAAAAAGAGGAGUUUUUUAUACCUCGAAGAGAAUUGAACUUGUAAGGCCUAUGGUUGAGGCUGUAGGAUGGCCUUUACUUGCUACUUUUUCUGUUACUAUGGAGGAAGGUGAUAAUAAACCUAGGGUUGUUCUUUGUAUGGAAGGGUUUAGAGCUGGUAUACAUAUUACCUAUGUUCUUGGAAUGGAUACCAUGCGCUAUGCAUUUCUUACAUCUCUCGUCAGGUUUACUUUCUUGCAUGCGCCGAAGGAGAUGCGUAGUAAAAAUGUAGAAGCCUUACGCACGCUAUUAGAUCUGUGUGAUUUAGAGACAGAAUCCCUUCAAGACACUUGGAAUGCAGUUUUAGAGUGUGCAUCUCGUCUUGAAUUCAUCACGUCAACUCCUUCCAUUGCAGCAACUGUCAUGUAUGGAUCAAAUCAAAUCUCCAGAGAUGCUGUUGUUCAAUCCCUAAGAGAGUUGGCUGGGAAGCCUGCAGAUCAAGUAUUUGUGAACAGUGUCAGACUUCCCAGUGACUCUGUUGUGGAGUUUUUCACUGCUCUAUGCGGUGUCUCUGCUGAAGAACUGAAACAAACUCCUGCACGUGUUUUCAGCUUGCAAAAGCUUGUUGAGAUAAGCUAUUAUAAUAUGGCUCGUAUACGAUUGGUUUGGGCUAGGAUAUGGUCUGUCUUGUCAAAUCACUUUAUUGCUGCCGGGAGCCAUCACGAUGAGAAGAUUUCAAUGUAUGCUAUAGAUUCUCUGAGGCAGCUUGGUAUGAAGUACUUGGAGAGAGCUGAACUUGCCAACUUCACAUUCCAAAAUGACAUACUUAAGCCAUUUGUUAUUCUCAUGCGGAACAGUCAAAGUGAAUCUAUAAGGAGCCUCAUUGUUGACUGUAUAGUUCAAAUGAUAAAAUCAAAAGUUGGUAACAUAAAGUCUGGAUGGCGAAGUGUCUUUAUGAUUUUCACAGCUUCUGCUGAUGAUGAAUCUGAGACAAUUGUUGAAAGUGCCUUUGAAAAUGUUGAACAGGUUAUAUUGGAGCACUUCGAUCAGGUAGUUGGGGAUUGUUUUAUGGACUGUGUCAACUGUCUUAUAAGGUUUGCCAAUAACAAAAGUUUCCAUCGUAUAAGUUUGAAAGCUAUUGCACUCCUACGUAUAUGUGAGGAUCGAUUGGCAGAGGGCCUUAUACCUGGUGGCGCUUUGAAGCCGAUCCACGAUAGUACUGAUCCAGCAUUUGAUAUGACUGAGCACUAUUGGUUCCCAAUGCUUGCUGGGUUGUCAGAUUUGACGUCAGACCCAAGACCAGAGGUCAGAAGUUGUGCACUGGAAGUUUUGUUUGACUUGCUCAACGAGAGAGGUGCCAAGUUCUCAACGUCGUUUUGGGAGAACAUUUUUCAUCAUGUCUUGUUUCCAAUUUUCCAUCAUUUGAGACAUGUUGGGAAGGAAAGCUUGAACUCUAGCGGUGACGAGUGGCUUCGCGAAACAAGUAUUCACUCGAUUCAAUUGCUUUGCAAUCUCUUCAAUACAUUUUACAAGGAGGUGUGCUUUAUGCUACCACCACUGUUGAGUUUGCUAUUAGAUUGUGCAAAGCAGCCGGAACAAUCGGUGGUUUCAUUGGCUUUGGGUGCUCUGGUGCACCUAAUUGAAGUUGGUGGACACCAAUUUAGCGAGGAUGACUGGGACACGUUAUUAAAAAGUAUAAGAGAUGCUUCAUACACAACACAACCACUUGAAUUACUAAAUGCUUUGGGUUUUGAGAACCCAAGCCAUGAUGAGGUGAAUAUUGUUGGUGGUACUUCCUUGAAGUCGGUUAGUCCGCGAGAAGCAAAGAACCUUCAUUUUGAUGUCAGUGACCACAGAAAGGUAUCUCCACUACCAUCACCAAGGGUUGCAGAAAUCAAUACUCGGAAUACCAUCAACGAGUCUGGGAUACAGAUUACCUCGGAUGAGUCUGCUGAAGGCCUUCCAUCACCGUCAACAAGAGCUGCUGAAGCUGGAAGUCUACAGCGGAGUCAAACAAUAGGCCAAAGGAUUAUGGGCAAUAUGAUGGACAAUAUUUUUGUUAGGAGUCUUACCUCAAAAUCUAAGGGAGUUGCAUCAGAUGCCUCUGUGCCAUCUUCUCCAAUAAAGCUUCCUCCUGACACUGUGGAUCCUGAGGUGAAAGAUGACGAGGAAAUUCCUCUAUUGGGGAUUGUUCGGGGCAAGUGCGUUACGCAACUAUUACUUCUCGGUGUCAUUGACGGAAUUCAGAAAAAAUAUUGGGUCAAGCUGAAUACACCACAAAAGAUAGCCAUUAUGGACAUUUUGUUAUCUUUGCUGGAAUUUUCUGCUACAUAUAACUCAUACAACAAUCUCAGACAGCGCAUGCAUCACAUUCCUAAUGAGAGGCCUCCACUGAAUCUUCUGCGUCAGGAGUUAGCUGGAACUUCAAUUUAUCUCGACAUCUUACUUAAAGCAACUUCAGGAAUCAAUACAAUUGAAGCAGGACAAGAGAAAACGGUCGAUAAACUGGAGGUUAAGACUGAAUCAGCCAACGGCGGUUUAACUUCCGCCCCAGAUUCUAGUGCAGUAAACGAUGUAGACGGAGUAGCUGAAAGCAGGCUAGUAUCGUUCUGCGAACACGCUCUUAGGGAGGCAUCGGACCUGCAAUCCUCUGUAGGGGAAGCCACGCACAUGGAUGUUCAUCAAGUUUUGGAGUUACGUUCUCCCGUGAUUGUUAAGGUUAUCAAGGGCAUGUGCUUUAUGAACAGUCAGAUAUUCAGAAGACACCUGAGAGAGUUUUAUCCUUUGCUUACAAAACUUGUCUGCUGUGACCAGAUCGAUAUUCGUGGAGCUCUUGGUGAACUCUUCAAGAUACAAUUGAAAGCACUUGUGCCAUAAUUUCAAAACAUCAUUUGUUCUCAAAUCUCUCAAGAGAAGUGCUCUGUUUAAGCAUUCUUACAUAGAACCAAGCUUGCACCUAUAUCCGCCAUAUAUUUCAUGUUCCUCAAAGUUUGAGUUCUAGUAAGAACUGCAAGAAGAGGGUUAAAGUAGAAGUUAACCACUGUAAAAGGAGGCAAACAGCAACAUAUUUUAACGUGGAUGAAGGGAAAUUGUACUGCCUCCCUGGUUUUACUGCGUGGUUAAAUUAGUUGAGAUUUGAAUUGAUUACUUGAUUAUUAAAGCAUUGAUUUUAGUGACUUGUAAUUAUUCAUAUUAUUACUCGUCUAAUUUGAGUGCAAAGCUUUUGUUAGGUAUCAA
Cucurbita pepo subsp. pepo (vegetable marrow) is the source of this 6073-nucleotide messenger RNA. NCBI's taxonomy places the organism in Eukaryota, Viridiplantae, Streptophyta, Magnoliopsida, Cucurbitales, Cucurbitaceae. The record is from RefSeq and is a predicted model, not a curated record.